AUGGCCGUGGUCACGCCCGCGACCGGCUGGAAACCGUCCUGCAUUUUGAUCAAAUUUAACCACCAUACACUCAAACUGUUCUACGGUUAUCUUGAUCGUGUACACGACGGCUCCGCGCUGGACGAUGUGAUUGUCAUACUGGGCUCCAAUGUCGCGAAUGGCAAGCAAACUGGCCCUGGCACCGCCCGGGCACUGGAAAAAAAAAAGAAGUCCAAUGGGGCCAGUGUGCGCAUGGAACAGGUUGAGGACUUCGGCAUCCCGAAGAGGAGGUCGAGGAUGCCGUUCGAUGGUACCGGCAUUGGCUCAGCCGAAGAUGAAGACCCCAACGACAUGCAGUUCCUGCCCAUUGGCGCUCUCUCCGGACGCCUCCAUCACUGGUUGCCGUCGUGCAUGGGAUUCUGGGUGGGCUUCCCGCUAUCGGCAAUUGCAGACACAUGCUGA
Molecule: messenger RNA, 441 nt
Organism: Aplosporella prunicola CBS 121167
Lineage: Eukaryota; Fungi; Ascomycota; Dothideomycetes; Botryosphaeriales; Aplosporellaceae
Exons: 2
Coding region: 1-441 (146 amino acids)
Source: RefSeq, a predicted model, not a curated record